AUGGUGCAAAGUUCUAGACAAUGGCAUGAAAAGUUGCAUUUUGCUUUGUUAGGUUAUCGCACUACAGUUCGUACGUCAGUGGGUGCCACCCCAUAUUCGCUGGUAAAUGGGACUGAGGCAGUUAUACCUGUAGAGGUUGAGAUUCCAUCCCUGCGGAUUGUUGUAGAGGCUGAAAUUGAUGAUGAUGAGUGGAUCAAAACACGCUUGGAGCAAUUAAGUUUGAUUGAUAAGAAGCGAAUGACAUCAGUAUGCCAUGGGCAAUUGUACCAGAAAAGAAUGGCACGAGCAUACAACAAAAAGGUGCAUCCCAGACGUUUCGAAGAGGGUCAAUUAGUGUUGGGACAUAUUCUGCCACACCAGGCUGAAGUCAAAGGCAAAUUUUCUCCAAAUUGGAAAGGACCAUUCAUUGUAAAGAAGGUAUUAUCCAAUGGUGUUCUUUACUUAGCAGAUAUAGAAGGCAAAAUGACAGAAAAUGGUCAUCAAUGCUGA
Molecule: messenger RNA, 489 nt
Organism: Solanum verrucosum
Lineage: Eukaryota; Viridiplantae; Streptophyta; Magnoliopsida; Solanales; Solanaceae
Exons: 1
Coding region: 1-489 (162 amino acids)
Molecular function (GO): nucleic acid binding
Source: RefSeq, a predicted model, not a curated record